AUGCCCCCCACUUUGCACCGCUUCCUCGUCCGCAACAUGUCAUCUUCCUCCAUCUCCCAGGGUACCACCCGACCGAGCACGGGCACGGGCAUGGGCACGGGCACGAGCACCAGCAGCCGGUUCAACCGCGAAGUCGCGCCCCCUAUCCAUCGAGGCAUGACCGAGUUGGACCGCUCGCGAUUCUCGACCCGGUUACGCUUCGUUGCGGCCAAGAUCCCGGCGAAUGAGACGGGCAGGUUCAGGGAUGGCGUCGCAAAGUCGUAUGUGAUCCGAUCAACUCGGCGGCUCUCACUCUCGGGAAAGGCACGGACUGAUCCAGUCAGCUCCCGGUCCCUCACUUGUGCGGCUAUCAACAGCUCCCUCAUUAGGAUUCCAAGACUUCCAGCAGUGGUCAAUGAUCCCGACACGCAGACGCAUCGACGGGUCAUCCUCCAACUUCCGAGAGAAGGUAAGGCUCGAGAAGGUUUCUGUGUACGAGACUCUUCCUACGCGAGAUGAUGUUUACCCUGUCAGCCGUCACUCAAAGUCGUAGGAAUGAGAUCGUACGAUGGCACUCACAAACUUUGACUUCUCUACCGCACGCUUGGCUUCCAUAGAAAUCACAAAGGACUCCCCACUUCAACGAGCGCUCGAUGAACUCGAGGGCUCGUGGGUCGACCACGACAUCACGUUAGACUACGAGUAUUGGUCCGCAGGUGAGCGAGGUGGUCAAUUAUGAGAAGCGACGUCACGAAACUCAUGUUUCGAGAUGAGUUCAUUGUGCUACAGACCAAAUCCUACAGUCGAUCCUGCCCGAAGAUUUGCUCGAUGAAUCGCCGACGUCGUUCACCCAAGUCGGUCAUAUUGGUGGGAUGGGUCCCUCAACUUCAGCUAUUGAGUAUGCUAUACCUUAUUGAAGCUCAUACUUUCUCUCAGCCCACCUCAAUCUCCGAGACGAGUACCUGCCGCAUCGCCAUUUAAUCGGUCAGAUCAUCCUCGAUGCAAGUUCCCAUCACGCCCGACAAACGACGAGUCGAAUUCGACCACCGCGUAUGCUGACGCUGCUCACUCCUACAGAAAAAUAAGGCGGUGCGUACGGUUGUCAAUAAGCUCGACACGAUCGACAACGAGUUCCGCAACUUUGCCAUGGAGGUCCUCGCCGGUCCCGCCGAAUUCGUCGUCACGACCUCGGAAAGCGGCUGCACCUUCACAUUCGACUUUUCACAAGUCUACUGGAACUCGAGGUUGCAGAUGGAGCAUCUGAGAUUAGUGGAGAGCUUUGAUCCCAAGGAUGUCCUUGUUGAUGCGUUCGCUGGGGUCGGACCGUUCGCGAUCCCGGCGGGCAAGAAGGGGUGCGGUGUUUCGGCGAGCGACCUGAACCCUGCUAGUGCUAGUGCGUUGAAGGAGAAUGCAACGGCCAAUAAAGUGAGCCCUGCGAGAUUUUGUCUUAAAGCCGUGAGCUGACUCGCAGGUUGGCGUGCCCCGUACCCAGGUCGACCAUAUUGUCCGAACGGGUAACGCCGACGGGAGGGAUUGGAUCCGCCAAUCCGUUCUCAACAUUUGGAAUACACCCUUCCCAGCGUAUACACCACCCUUAUCCGCCAAAGCCCGAGGCAAACUAGCUCGUUGUGCCAACGACCCCAAGGCUUCUCGAUCUACCACCCCUUCUCCCCAAAAGCCAACCUCAGUAGCCCCUGUCGACCUUGGUCCACCUCGACGAUUAGUCGAUCAUUUCGUGAUGAACCUUCCUGAGUUGGCGAUCACAAUGCUGGACGCUUACAGAGGUUUGUAUCACGAACUGUACAAGAUGCCUGGGGCGAGGCAGGCGAUUGAAGAGAGGGGUGAGGAGGGGUUGCCGAUGGUGCAUUGCUAUUGCUUCACCAAGGAUAUGGACGACCAAGAAGGAGACAUCUUGGCAGUGAGUAUACCUUAAUCGGUCAUGCUAUGUCGUGCUUUGUUGAAAACUCGAUUUGACAUUCUCUUCCUUUGGACAUCUGACCAGCGAGCGUCCCAAGCGCUCGGGAUGCCGGUGACGAAGGAAGCGAGAGACUACAAGAUGAGGUUCGUGAGGGACGUUGCACCCAAGAAGGAGAUGUAUUGUUUGGAGUUUAGGUUAUCCAAGGAGAUGGUGGAAUGA
Molecule: messenger RNA, 2116 nt
Organism: Microbotryum saponariae
Lineage: Eukaryota; Fungi; Basidiomycota; Microbotryomycetes; Microbotryales; Microbotryaceae
Source: the annotation of a GenBank genome assembly